AAACUGUCCCUCUUUUUUCUUUCUUUCUAGCCGGAGAACAUCAUGCUGCUGAACCGCUCAGUGCCUCACCCGCGCAUCAAGCUCAUUGACUUUGGCCUGGCCCACAAGAUAGAUUUUGGCAAUGAUUUUAAAAACAUUUUUGGAACUCCAGAAUUUGUAGCUCCAGAAGUUGUCAACUAUGAACCUUUGGGCCUGGAGGCAGACAUGUGGAGCGUCGGUGUGAUAACCUACAUCCUUCUGAGUGGUGCAUCUCCUUUCCUGGGUGACAACAAGCAGGAGACUCUGGCCAACGUGUCGGCCGUGGACUACACGUUUGACGAGGAGUUCUUCAGUAACACCAGCGCCCUGGCCAAAGAGUUCAUAGCAAGACUCCUUGUCAAAGAUCCCAAAAAGAGAAUGACUAUUCAGGACAGCCUCCAGCACCCCUGGAUCAAGCCAAAAGACACUCAACAAGCACUGAGCCGAAAGGAGUCGGCUGUCAACAUGGAGAAGUUCAAGAAGUUUGCAGCUCGAAGAAAAUGGAAACAAUCCGUCCGACUUAUCUCCUUAUGCAACCGCCUGUCCCGCUCCUUCCUGUCCAGAAGCAACAUAAGUGUGGCACGCAGUGAUGACACACUGGAUGAGGAAGACUCCUUUGUGAUGAAGGCCAUCAUCCACGCCAUAAACGACGACAACGUGCCCGGUCUGCAGCAUCUGCUCGGCUCCUUGAACAGUUACGACGUCAACCAGCCCAACAAGCACGGGACUCCUCCCCUUCUGAUUGCAGCCGGCUGCGGCAACAUUCAGAUCAUUGAGGUGCUGAUGAGAAAAGGUGCAGAGAUCCAGGCCCAUGACAAGAGUGGAGCCAACGCUAUCUACUACGCGGCGAGACACGGCCAUGUCGAGACCCUGAAAUUCCUCCAUGAAAAGAAAUGCCCUCUGGAUGUCCAAGAUAAGUCUGGAGAGACUGCUCUUCACGUGGCGGCUCGCUAUGGCAACGUGGACGUGGUAAGCUACCUGUGUAGCAUCCGGGCCAACCCAGACCUAUCUGACAGGGAGCAGGAGACCCCGCUGCAUUGCGCUGCAUGGCACGGAUACUCGCCUGUGGCCCGAGCACUCUGCCAGGCAGGCUGCCAUGUGGACGCAAAGAACCGUGAGGGGGAGAGUCCUCUGCUGACAGCAUCUGCUCGGGGUUUUGUGGACAUUGUGGAGUGCCUGGUGGAGCACAAGGCCAAUCUAGAAGCGACUGACAAGGACGGCCACACAGCCCUCCACCUGGCCGUACGGAGGUGUCAGGUUGAAGUAGUCCGCUGCCUCCUCAGACACCACUGCCACCUGGACCAGCAGGAUCGCCAUGGCAACACGCCACUACACAUCGCCUGUAAGGACGGAAACCUGCCCAUCGUCACGGCGAUCUGCAGCGCCAAGGCCAGCCUUGACCUCCCCAACAAGUAUGGCAGAACUCCACUACACCUGGCUGCUAACAACGGGAGCCUUGAGGUUGUCCGUCAUCUCUGCCUGGCUGGAGCAAACAUUGACGCGGUCACCAACGAUGGAAAGACGGCAGAGGAUUUGGCUAAUACUGAUCACCAUGAACCCAUCGUUUCUUUGUUGGGCAAGCUUAAAAAGGACAACCACAAACUGAGCUACAUCCAGCAGCUGCGGCCCACUCAGACCGUCCAGCCCAGGAUCAAGCUGAAGCUGUUCGGGCACUCUGGAGAUGGGAAGAGCACCCUGAUGGAGUCUCUGAAAUGUGGCAUCCUGCGCAGCUUCUUCCGGAGGAAGAGGACACGUUUGACCAACACAGCCCGCCACCCCAACUCCCCCAUCAACUCCAAACCGGCUGUGUCAGUGAGCAUUUCCAACUUGUACCCUGGCUGUGAGAAUGUGAGUGUGCGGAGUCGCAGCAUGAUGUUUGAGCCCAGCCUGACCAAAGGUGUCCUGGAGGUCUUCUCCCCCGUCCACAACGCUCUGUCCGCAGCUGACGAACAGGCCACAAAGGCCAUCGACAUCCAGCACGCCAACAUCCACGGUGUGGGGGAUUUCAGCGUGUGGGAGUUUUCAGGGAACCCGGUCUAUUACUGCUCCUAUGACUACUUUGCAGCCAACGACGCCACAGCGAUCCACCUGGUCCUGUUCAGCCUGGAGGAGCCGUACGAGACCCAGCUGGGCCACAUCACCUACUGGCUGAACCUGCUGAAAGCCCUCACCCUGCCACAGGACAACAUCGCUUUCGGAGGUCGGAUCCAGCAGCCUCUUGUGGUUGUCCUGGUGGCGACACACGCCGACCUUGCUGACAUCCCCAGAGCUUUCUCUGGAGAGUUCAUCUACGACAAGGAGAAAGCGCUGCUCAAGGAAGUCAGGAACAGGUUUGGGGUUGACCUGCAGAUAAGUGACAAAUUGUUUGUGAUGGACGCUGGAGCUUCGAACUCCAAAGAAGUGAAGCUGCUGAGGAGUCACCUGCAGGAACUUCGCGCUAACAUCAUCUCUAGUUGUAGCCCCAUGACGCUGCUGUCGGAGCGUUUGCUGAACACCCUGCCGACCUGGAGGAAGCUGAGCGGACCCAACCAGCUGACAUCGUGGCAGCAGUUUGUCAGCGACGUCCAGGAGCAGAUCAACCCUCUGGUCAGCCAGGAUUACCUGCGCACACUGGCUCUGCAGCUCCACAGCAUGGGGGAGAUCAACAUCAUGCAGAGUGAGACGGUGCAGGAUGUUGUUCUGCUGGAGCCCCGUUGGCUCUGCAGCAACAUUCUCGGCAAGCUGCUCUCCGUGGAGACGCCCAAGGCCAUCCACCACUACAGGGGGCGCUACAGGCUGGAGGAGGUGGAGGCUCUGGCUCCUGAAAGUGACGUGGACGAGCUGCUGCAGAUCCUGGAUGCCAUGGAUGUCUGCGCCCGCGACGCCACCAACCCUUCUAUGGUGGACGUUCCUGCCCUCAUCAAGACAAACGGCCUCCACCGCUCCUGGACCGAAGAAGAGGAGGAGGAGUCGCUGCUCUACGGCGGGGUACGACUCGUCCCUGCGGAGCACCUUACCCCCUUCCCCUGUGGCCUGUUUCACAAACUGCAGGUGAACCUGUGUCGCUGGAGCCACCAGCAGAAGCCUGAGGAGGAGGGCGGGGAGGACUUCGAUGGAGAUAUCCACCUGUGGACCAAUGGCACCAAGGUGAGCCAGGCAGGAGUGGAGGCGAUGAUCCUGCUGGUCAACCACGGCCAGGGGGUGGAGAUUCAGGUGCGUGGGCACGACUCAGAGCGGGCCAAGUGCUACACCCUGUUGGACACCAUCUGUAGUAUAACAGAGAACCUGCUGGCCUCCACGCUUCCCGGACUGCUCACAGCCAAAUACUAUCUGAGUCCUCAGCAGCUGCGGGAACACCACGCCCCCAUCAUGAUCUACCAACCCAAAGAUUUCUUCCGGGCCCAAGUCCAGCGGGAAAGCUCGCUCACUAAUACCAUGGGCGGCUACCGAGAGAGCUUCAGCAGCAUUCUGACUUUCGGCUGCGCUGAAGUUUACCAGCUGGGGAUUCUGGGAACGGACAUCCACAUAUCAGAAGUCCCCCUAUUGGCGCGCAGGAAGCUCUGCCGCAUGCUGGACCCUCCUGACGCUCUGGGGAAAGACUGGUGCCUGCUGGCCAUGAACCUCGGCCUCACAGACUUGGUGGCCAAACACAGCAACGGGACUCCAAACGGCACCCCUGAGCUGGACUCGGACCCAGACUCCCAGCAGGCCAUGCUGCAGCCCAGCCCGACAGCGGCACUGCUACAGGAGUGGAGCGGCCGGGCAGGCAGCACGGUGGGUGUGCUAAUGGCCAAACUGAGGGAGCUCGGCCGCCGAGACGCCGCCGACUUCCUGCUCAAAGUUUCUCCUGUUUUCAGGGUCAACAUGGAAGCGCUGGUAGGGGCCGCUAACGGAUACCCCCCGACCUGCAACGGCGGCACGUCUUACAACUCCAUCAGCUCCGUCAUUUCCCGCUGAACUGAACGGGAUCGUCUUUCUGCUCUCGCCAAACGUCCAACAGUCUGACAUUUUCCCUAAAGGAGAGUCACAGACUUGUGUGUGAAUGAACAUGAAGUGCAAUCAGAGAGUCCAGCUGCUCGCUCCUUAAUCACACCAUUAAGUUGGCGUAUGAACCAGAUGUUGUGUUUGUGCUCUCCACACUUGUACAGCUGACCUUUCCUUCCACCAUGAAUGUUGUGAAAGAGCUGAUUGUCCUGAGCUCCAAAGAGGAAUCCAGUGCUUUUAUUCUGUUCUUAAUCUUGUUGUGCUGCUUUUUAAUAUCUCCCUUACUCUACUGCACCACCCACGUCUCAGUCGUCUUACAGCUAAAAGACCGAAAGUAGAGAAAAGAUAAAUGUUAAAAACUCUACAUGAAGGAAUGGACACGGUUAAAAAGAUGGCAGCCUCAUGUUUGGACCUCUUUCAUCCUCAAGUGAAACUUAAUUGUAUCAGUGUACAUGUAGAAGGCUGCUAUCUCCAUCCAUCACAGUUACAUAUAAUAUCAGCUUGAUGUGAAUGUUCAGCUUAGUGUUUAAGAAAUUAACAGCAUUUUUGUGCCUUUGUGGCCUUCUACCUCCCUAAAGAGCACAAAUAGUCUUGUUAUUAUAAAACAACAGUAGUUCUUUCCAAACAUUUGAAGAACUGUGCCUUGUUGACACUAUUAAUAAAUACUGAGAGAAAAGGCCAUCUUACAUUUUAGACAGGAAAAGGUUCACGAAGAAGAAACAUGAAAAAAGGGGGAAAAAACGAAAGCUCGGCUCAUCUUACAAUGAAAAUUAAAUUUUACUCUCAGGAGACACAAACAUAAAGCUGAGAUCAGAUGUGUUUUGUUUAGUGUUUGUAAGUGCAGGAGACGAAAACCGUUCAAUCUUGUCUAGUAUUUGAGUCGUCGUGGGCCGAUGUGACGCUCUGUGGGAACUGUUGGCAGAGUCAAAGGGAAACACCGUCGUUCAUGUUAAGUUGGUGUAUUUGUGGGUUUACACAGAAUAUUUCUUCAUUAAUCCAACAGAAAUCUCCUCAUUUUGCUUAAUUUCUGGUGACACUUUAUUUUACAGGUUGUAGUCUAUUUUGGAUCAUGGAUUUGAUUUUUUUUGUCCCUAAAUUCUGCCCUCACCAACCCCCUUCUCAGAGGGCAGCUGCUUUUUAGUUAAAAAUGACGAUAAACACGUUGCACACUACCUGCCCAGCACCAAACAGCCAGACAGAGAAAGUUAGCGUUAGUUGGUGAAUGUAGCGGAGCAAAACAGAGAGUGAGUAUUGGACUUGGUCAAGUGGCCAGAAAUACGACUCCCCAUGAAUGCUAAUGUUGCUCUGCUGUUUGCUAACAAGUUAGCCGUAUCAACUUAGUAAGGUGAUAAAGUGUCAGUGUUGUUUUCAGUUUGUUCUGCUGACCCCUAAAAACUCAAUGAAUGCAGCUCUAAUUAAUUGCACCAAUUAAAACACCAGCUAUGUCACAAUGCUACAUUUACACUCUCUAGGGCUGCAACUAAGGAUUAUUUUCUCUAUUAAUCGAUUAACUGUGUGGUUUAUCAAAUGUCAGAAACUUUGCCCAAAUUAGCCCAAAAGUUGCCAAAGCCCAAGUUGACCAAUGAGAUCCAAUACCCAAAGAUUUCAACCAUAGAAGACAAGCUAACCUAGAAAACAGUGAGUUUUUGGGGCAUGUUGCUUUAAAAAUAACUAGAUUAUCAAAUUUGUUGCUUGUUAAUUUUUAAUUGAUUGACAAAUAGAUUAAUCGACUAAUCGUUUCAGCUUUCGUACUAAUCUUAGUUACAGUUAGAAGAUAAGACAUCAAUGUACUUUACCAUUUUAUACUAACAGGAAAUGAGAAAUUGCUCACAUUUCAACUCAAAACUAUACAUUUUUCCUAUAAUUAUUACCAAAUUAAGAGAUUGUCAUUCCCAUCAACCUAUCAGGUCUUUUCUUGGAACUGUUUGCUAACUAUGGGACCUACAAAAUAAAGUGUUACUAUAAAUGUUUUCAAUUAAAAGGCUUUUUUUUACUCAUUUUCAAUUCACGUAAAGGGACCUUUAGCCAUUUUAACAGAAGAACAAGAGUUUUUCUUUCCCCAAAGUACAGUGUCUUAUUGUAGGUUCUUGAUCCUUCCAGCACCAAAAUGUAUUUGCUCACACAAAGCUAAGAGCAUUUGAUGUUAGAAAGCAUUAUGACAGACAGGGUGGAGCUCCUCCUGCAGAGCUUAAGGGUCCUACUGAGACCCCAAACUUUGCACCGAAAAUGCCGCCAAAAAUGUAAAGUAAAUUUUUAACAUUUUCUACUAAGCUAGAAGGUAAUUUAUUCCAAUCCGAAGCCGCUAGUUUUAGUCAACACACCUGACGCUGCACAUUUUGUAAUGCUCCCUCAACAGGUUUUCUGAACUACAGACCAGUGCAAAGACGUCAACAAUCGAGUUACCGUCCACAGUGUCAGAUUUUUACACAGUGGCAUGGACGCUGCUUCUGUCGAGCUAAAUUUGAUCUCCUGUCAGUGUUGGUCGGCCAUGCGUGGCUUCACUUCUUCUUUCAGUUUGUCCUUUUCUAUAACAUGAAGCUGCAGCUUGGCUCUGUCAGCAGAAGCAGGGAAAAGAUGGCAUGAAGUUAGUGUUGGUAGCUGAAAUGAGGCCAAAGGCUGCUGACGACAGAAAUGUCCUAGAAAGACGUUUUCGCUUUGUGUAAGCUGGUACUUUUAUAAUGUUUGCGAACCAGAAGAAAGUGCUCUUUUUUUUUAGUACAUGUGUUGGAAGUUUUUGGGAAAGAGGUAUUUUAUUUCUAAAAAGUUUGCCUUUGUGGAUGUAAAGGCCCCUUUCAGGACUCAGUGUCCCAGUUUAAUAAAAAAAAAAAAAAAAGAUGAAGAUAAGCUCUGUCCCCGAGUGCAGUAUUUCCUGUCUGCUUUACUUCCCCUGUGUGAAACAAGACAUUCAAGACUAUUUGAAAUACUGUACACCUCAAUCUGAACUUGCCAAUUGACACAGCAAACUUGUAAAUACUCAAGUCCUGUUUCCUCGACUUCAUCCUCACUUUUCUGUUGCUUUCCAGCUCACCCCCCCCCAAUACGUUAAUUGAAACAAGGCAAAAUGAAUGUACUCCACAUCUUUCCUAAGAAUACGGUGAAAACAAAUCAAAGAUAUGGAGAUAAAACACUCAACACGUGUACAAAAAACGUGAUGAAAUGAAAUGUUCCAAACUGGUGAGAAACGUUUUAUUUUUCUUGUUUCAUUCUUUUUGCUUUUGUUGAGGUUGUGUAUGAUUAUUGCCAUCAUGUUGUCUGCCUAAAACACACUCGUUCAUUCCUCUGUUUUUGCCUUGUACAGUACACAAGCUGAUGUGUGAUGUUUCAGAAAGGAAAGUGAAUUCUAUGGGUUUUUUUGUGAAAGCUGGGAAUCACUUCGUCUCCGGUUGGUGUCUUUUCCCUGGAUGGUUCUGACUGCGAGUCUGACCGAAACAAGUAGAUUUAAAAGCAAAAAUAUUGUCCUGCUUGAUGAGGAAAGAUUUAUUCAAUAUUACUUUUAGGUGAAUCCCCCCCCCCCUUGAGACUCCGGUCUAAUCGCCACAUUGCACAAGUCUUUUUGUCGCUAUUUAUGUUUAUUUUUAGCAUGUCUUGGAAUGCCAUGUUCUUAGUACUUCUGACACUUUAUAGUGUAAUACAUUUUAUAAUAAAUUCUUUACCUAAUAUCAUUAUCUCUGUCCUAAUUGAAGACAUUUAGAUAUUUUCAAAGGUUCCUGAGGUAGCUUAUGUAAGGAAUUAUUUUUAACAUAAGCAUAAGGGACCAACAAGGCAAUAACAUACAGAGGAGGGGAGAGGUGAAACAAUAGAGUACAGCAGACAUGAAAAAAUAAAUAACAUUGAGAGACAGAAGCUUGUAUAGGGAUCCUGAAAGAUAGUCUGAGCACAAUUUUAAACAGUUUGUCUGUGAAAAUGUCCAUGAUAGAGUCCUUUAAAAGCCAUUAGAAAAAUAAAUUAGUCCAGUUUUUUUACGUGAGUUUGAAGGCCAUGUGACCAAAAAAAGUGCCUGCUUUGUUGUAUGGCACUAAAUCUCCAAACUGUUUAUAACUGGAUGAAUUUAAAGACUGCUGCUGGGAAAAACACUUCUUAUUUGACAAUAAAAUAUUUCACCACCAGUGUAAA
Molecule: messenger RNA, 8094 nt
Organism: Micropterus dolomieu (smallmouth bass)
Lineage: Eukaryota; Metazoa; Chordata; Actinopteri; Centrarchiformes; Centrarchidae
Gene: dapk1
Product: death-associated protein kinase 1
Exons: 22
Coding region: 43-3954 (1303 amino acids)
Biological process (GO): protein phosphorylation; positive regulation of canonical NF-kappaB signal transduction; MyD88-dependent toll-like receptor signaling pathway
Molecular function (GO): ATP binding; protein kinase activity; TIR domain binding
Source: RefSeq, a predicted model, not a curated record